Messenger RNA from Ziziphus jujuba (common jujube), 2790 nucleotides. Its product is annotated as glutamate receptor 1.2. Gene Ontology annotation, cellular component: plasma membrane. The record is from RefSeq and is a predicted model, not a curated record. Gene Ontology annotation, molecular function: ligand-gated monoatomic ion channel activity; signaling receptor activity. The coding region runs from base 54 to 2657 and encodes 867 amino acids. Lineage: Eukaryota; Viridiplantae; Streptophyta; Magnoliopsida; Rosales; Rhamnaceae. The transcript is spliced from 5 exons.
UGCCCAUAUAUAUAAGGAAGAUAAUAGUAGAAAAUUUAAGUCUACUCUAUAAUAUGGAGACUAGAAACUGGGAAAAAAAUUCUCAUAUUAUUGCCGUUUUAUUUACUGUAAUUUUCUCUAGCCUUAUUGUUCAAUGUGUUGCCGAUGAUUUUAACAAUAUUACUCAUCAUAAGGAUGAGGUCCAUGUGGGGGUGGUUCUGGAUAUGGGAUCAAAGGAGGGGAAGAUUGUUCACAGUUGCAUUUCCAUGGCAGUUUCAGAUUUCUACCAGUUGCACAAUAACUACACCACAAGAUUACUUCUUCAUGCAAGAGAUUCUAAAGGAAAACCUCUCCAUGCUCUGUCUGCUGCUUUUGAUCUCUUGGAUAACAUCAAAGUAGAAGCAAUCAUCGGGGCACAAACUAGAAGGGAAGCAAAAUUCUUGGCAGAGUUAGGAGACAAAACAGAAGUUCCUGUAAUUUCUCUUUCUGAACCAAGUUCUUAUCUUCGCUCUAACAAGCAUCCCUUCUUUAUUCAGAGCACACAGGACGUUGAAAGUUGUCAAUUUAAAGGUAUUUCUGACAUGAUUAAUACUUUCAAAUGGAGGGAUAUCAUACUUAUUUAUGAGGACACAGAUUUUGCGAGAGAUAUCAUACCAUAUAUGGUUGAUUCAUUUCAUGAAAAUGAUAUUAAUGUGACAUAUAAGUCUGCCAUUUCUGACUCAUACACAGAUGAUAAUGUUGUCGAAGAGCUCUACAAACUUAUGGACUUUCAAACUAAGGUGUUUGUCGUGCAUAUGUCAGAAGCUCCCGUGUCCAAACUUCUCAUCAAUGCAAAAAAGGUAGGAAUGAUGAGUGAUGGGUAUGCUUGGUUUGUGACAGCAUCUACUAUGAACCUCGUGAGUUCUGUAGACUCAUCUGUAAUAGGUUCCAUGCAAGGUUUAGUAGGUUUCAAGUCUUAUAUUCCUGCAACAAAAGAUCUUCAGAAUUUGGCUUUAAGACUCAGAAGGAAGUUUUCCAUUGAGUUAAGUGUCUAUGGCAUUUGGGCAUAUGAUUCAAUUUGGGCUCUAGCAGAAGCAGUUGAGAGGGCAAGGGAUUAUAAUAAACUCGUUUCAGGCAUAAAAAAUGGUUCACUUCUUGUGGAGGAGAUUUUGAGAAGCAGAUUUUUGGGUUUAAGUGGUAACUUUCAGUUUAUAAAUGGAAAACUAACCUCUAACUUAUUCGAAGUAGUAAAUGUGAAAAGUAAAGGGAAAACUAGAAGGGUGGGAUUUUGGAAUUGUAGCACAGAAGAAGCAAAUAGGAGAAGACAUAUAUCAUCUGCUCAUGAUCUUAAAGAGCCAAUCAUAUGGCCUGGAGGAUCAUUAACAGGUCCUAGAGGUCAAGUCAUGAGUAGUACGAGCAAAAUGAAGCUGAGAAUUGGCGUUCCAGGCCAUAAUAAGUUUAAAGGAUUUGUUGACUUGAUUAAAGAUCCUCAAACAAAUUUGACAGUGUUCAGUGGCUUCUGCAUAGAGGCAUUCAUACUUGCCAUUAGAAAAUUACCUUAUCCAGUAGAAGUUGAAUUCAUCCCAUAUGGAGGAACAUAUAAUGAUCUUGUUUAUCAGGUCUAUCUUGGGAACUUUGAUGGGGCUGUGGGCGAUAUAUCGAUCACAUGGGAGAGAUCCUUAUAUGUUGAUUUUACAAUAUCACAUACCAACUCAGGUUCUAUUGCUAUGGUGGUGCCAAACCAGGGCAGCAAAAGAAGCAUGUGGAUUUUCUUGAGACCUCUUGCAGUAGAUCUUUGGAUAACAACAACAGGUUUCUUUAUCUUGACUGGUUUUGUGGUGUGGAUAAUUGAGCAUCCGAUCAACCAAGAGUUCCAAGGCUCAUCAUCCCAACAAAUUGGGACAGUGUUAUGGUUCACCUUUUCGACCCUCGUUUUUGCUCAUAGGGAGAAGUUAUUAAACAGCUUAUCAAAGUUUGUAGUGAUUGUGUGGGUGUUCGUAGUGCUUAUAUUGACUAACAGUUAUACUGCAACAUUAACUUCAAUGAUGACAGUUCAACAAAUUCAAUUAAAUCCAAAGGGAAAUUAUUUAGGAUAUCAAUUGGAUUCACCGAUUCAAGCUUCUAUUUUUAGUUUAAAUUUUGAAGGAUUCAAGCCAUAUAGCUCACUUGAAGAAUAUGCAGAAGCUUUAUCCAAAGGUAGCAAACAUGGUGGUGUUUCAGCUAUAGUUGAUGAAAUUCCAUACAUCAAGAAAUUUGUUGCCAAGUAUCCUGGUGAUUACACGGUGAAGACUGUGCCCAUGUCUAAUACGAAUGGUUUUGGCUAUGCUUUUCAGAAAGGUUCAUCUUUGGUCCAAGACAUUUCAAAGGAACUUUCAAAACUAAAGGAAGCAGGAGAGUUAGCAGUUCUAGAAAAGAAAUGGACUUGUUCCAGAGCUUACAGCGAAGAAGCUUUAUUAACUCCAUCUGACGAUUCUGCAAAUGACCCUCAUGUUCUUAGACUUGAUUGCUUUCGUGGUUUAUUCCUUAUUAGUGGAAUUUCUUCAGCUUUAGCUCUUCUCUUAUUCUUUUCUUUGGCCAUUAAAGAAAAGAUGGAGUUUCUCAAGUAUCGUAAUAUUGUACAGCUUAUGGCACUCUUGCAGAGUGUGAGAAAGUACCUCUCCAAUAACGUUUCUGAUGGAAACAACUAUACCAGUACAUGAUCUAAGUAUAAUCUUGAUGUUGAGUAAGUUAAUGAGGUUGUUAUCAGAUUUCCUAAUAUUUUGUUAACAUGGUUACUUUGCUAGUUGAAUUUGUUUGUAUGACUAUAUCAAAGAAUUUUAUAAACGAUUUUGC